AUUUAUCAUAUAUCAUAUCUAAAUAAAAGUGAUCGACGAGCAAUGCUUGUGGUGCAAUCAUUAAAUUUGCAUUCCAGGUAUGCCGUGCUUUAGCUGCAAUUGCUGCCAACCAAAAAAAACUUUUUAACGUAAGAAAAUUAAGGCUAUAUUUUGGUCAUUUAUAUUUAUUAAAAAUAUGUUGCGAUCUAAACGAGCCAAUGCGGGCAACCGCAUGUCGAAACUUCUCGACGAAGAAGAAGAAUGCCAGGACGAGUUUUACAAGCAAAACUACGGUGGUUUCGUCGAAACGGAGUCGGAUAACGAAUACGAAGCGGAAGAGGAAGGCGAGGAUAUCGUUGACUCGGACUUUAGUAUAGACGAAAACGAUGAAGCUGUCUCAGACAACGAUGAAGAAAGCGGGCCUAAAAAGAAGAGAAGGCUCGUCACCAAAGCAUACAAAGAGCCAUUAUCGACCCCUAAGGAGAAGUCCAAACCUAAGCCACCACGGCAGUCUCUGGAUGUCCUGGAUCAAUCAGAAAGGAAGUCAAAGAGGCAAUCUACUGCUGCAAAAACCGCGGCAACUGAGCACAGAGUAAAAGUGCGCGAUCAAGAACAACGCAAAAAAGUGAAACGACCCAGGGAGGACACCUGGGUUCCAACUCAGGAGGAGCUCCUUGAAGAGGCUAAAAUAACAGAGAUGGAAAACAUAGAGUCCUUGGAAAGGUACCAGAAAUUGGAACUGGAGAAGAAAACUAAGCGGGUCGCGAAAAAAACAUUCACAGGCCCAGUUAUACAAUACCGGUCUACACGGAUGCCUAUCAUUGAAAAAUCAGGAGAGGUAAAAAGUGAGUCAAUAUAUUGUGAGCGUACAUUUAUUACGAUAACCGACGAUCCACACGAUGUCACCUAUAAAAAGAUUUUUAAUCUCAAGCCUCCCCCUGUUAAACCUAAAAGGCUGAAAUGUGCAGUCACUGGAUUGCCCGCUUUGUAUGUCGAUCCAGUGACAUGGGUGCCUUACCGGAAUAGCACCUGCUUAAAAGUCAUUCGCCACUCAUACUAUCAAGAGUUGGAGAAGAAUGGCGACAAGUCAAACCCCAUGGUGGCCGAAUUUGUUAAAUGGUACACAAAAAACAGAGAUCGAUUGCGCAAAGAAAUGAUUUUGCAUGCUCAAAAAAUCAACAUAACCUCUUAAAUGUGUAGAAAAUUAUAAUCAAUAAACAUAGAUUUUUCAGUU
Molecule: messenger RNA, 1213 nt
Organism: Cylas formicarius (sweet potato weevil)
Lineage: Eukaryota; Metazoa; Arthropoda; Insecta; Coleoptera; Brentidae
Gene: YL-1
Product: vacuolar protein sorting-associated protein 72 homolog
Exons: 4
Coding region: 176-1171 (331 amino acids)
Biological process (GO): regulation of DNA-templated transcription; chromatin remodeling
Cellular component (GO): nucleus
Molecular function (GO): ATP-dependent H2AZ histone chaperone activity
Source: RefSeq, a predicted model, not a curated record